Messenger RNA from Impatiens glandulifera, 3230 nucleotides. Its product is annotated as leucine-rich repeat receptor-like tyrosine-protein kinase PXC3. Gene Ontology annotation, biological process: protein phosphorylation. The transcript has 2 exons. The coding region runs from base 441 to 3104 and encodes 887 amino acids. The record is from RefSeq and is a predicted model, not a curated record. Lineage: Eukaryota; Viridiplantae; Streptophyta; Magnoliopsida; Ericales; Balsaminaceae. Gene Ontology annotation, molecular function: protein binding; ATP binding; protein kinase activity.
UUCAACACCAUUUUCUCUCUCUGAAGAGUAAAGAGAGUGAAGAAGAGUGAGAACUAGGAAAGAAAGAAAGCACCUGACCCGUGAAACCAGGGGCUAAAACCUUGUAUUCUUCUUCUUCUUCCUCUGCACAAUGUUUGAUCAGAUAAAGCUUCAUACUUCAAAUUCAAUUCAUCUGUCUUUCCUUUCUCUUCAAUCCUCUCUGUAGUUCCAAAAUUAGUCAUCUUUCUUCUUCAUAUUCACUGAAAUCAAGGGCACCCAUUUAUUUCUUCUCUACUAUAUCAUGUGUCUGUCUAGCUAUCUAGUGUUCCAAUAGUUUGCAGGAGGAAUCCUUGGAAAUGGCUCUUCAGAGAAGCUAAAAUAAACUGGGUUUCCUCUAGAAACCUUGUUUUCUUAUUUCUGGUUUCUGGGUUUCCAAAGAGUUGAAGAAGAAACCUUCACAAAUGGCAUUUUGGUGCAUUUUAUCCCUCUUCUUGCUAUUGGGAUGUCUGUUUAAGUCGUCUCAACCUGUGUUUGCUCAGGUUCUCGAUGAAGAAGCUGCAUUGGUAGUUGCAAUCGGAAGAGACCUUAGAUUGUCUGAUUGGGGUUUCAACGGUUCCGAUUACUGCUCCUGGCAUGGUAUCCGAUGUAGCUCCGGUAAUCGGACGGUGGAAAUGCUCGAUCUUUCUCACCGGGCGCUUCAAGGUAAUCUAACUCUGAUCUCUGAACUUAAGUUCUUGAAAUGGCUUGACCUUUCAUACAACAACUUCCAUGGAAGUAUUCCUCCAGCUUUUGGGAACUUAUCUCAUCUUGAGUUUCUUGAUUUGUCUUCAAAUAUGCUUGGAGGUGUAAUUCCUUCAGAAUUGGGUAAACUCAGAAACCUUUUAUCAUUAAACGUGUCUGGUAAUUCAAUCUCUGGAGAAAUACCAAAUGAACUUGAAGCUCUUGAGAAUCUUCAAGAUUUUCAAAUCUUCACCAAUAGGUUAAACGGUUCUAUCCCGAAUUGGAUAGGAAACUUAACCAAUCUGAAGGUGUUUACCGCCUAUGAGAAUGAUUUCGUCGACGAAAUACCCGACAACCUUGGGUUGAACUCCGAGCUACGAAUCUUGAAUCUUCACUCCAACUUUCUGGAAGGAAGAAUACCCGAAAGCAUUUUCGCAUCAGGAAAGCUGCAGGUUCUUGUUCUAACCCAGAACCGAUUAGUCGGGGAUAUUCCUGAAUCGAUCGGGGAUUGCAAGGGACUUUCGAGCAUUCGAAUUGGUAACAACGAGCUCACAGGAAGGAUUCCUCUCACAAUUGGAAAUAUUAGUAGUCUUACAUACUUUGAAGCUGACAGCAAUAAUCUCACUGGAGAAAUUGUUUCAGAAUUUGCUAAAUGCACAAAUCUUACUCUAUUGAAUUUGGCUUCUAAUGGGUUUACUGGAAUCAUUCCUACUCAGUUAGGAGAUUUAAUGAAUUUACAAGAACUGAUCUUUUCUGGUAACUUCUUGUUUGGAGAGAUUCCCACUUCGAUUCUCAGGAUCAAGAAUCUGAACAAGCUUGAUUUAAGUAGUAAUAGAUUCAACGGUACAAUACCAGCCGAUUUCUGCAACACUUCUAGAUUGCAAUAUCUUCUUCUCGGCCAGAAUUCAAUUCGUGGCGAGAUACCAAAAGAGAUAUCUAGCUGCGGUAGGCUGCUCGAAUUGCAUUUGGGUGGGAAUUAUCUGACUGGUUUUAUACCCGCGGAGAUUGGUCGCAUUAAGAACUUGCAGAUAUCGCUUAAUCUCAGCCAUAAUCAUCUCGUUGGUGCGAUCCCUUCUGAUUUUGGGAAACUCGACAAGCUUGUUUCUUUAGACAUUUCUAAUAACCAAUUGUCUGGAAACAUCCCCUCUGAACUUAAGGGAAUGCUGAGUUUGAUUGAAGUCGAUUUCUCUCAUAAUCUCCUAACCGGACCGAUACCCACGUUUACGCCAUUUCAAAAGAGCCCGAAUUCGAGUUUCCUUGCGAAUAAAGCUCUAUGUGGAGAGCCGUUGAGCUCUUGUGGGGACUCCUACGACGAAAACCAUCGCGGGUUUCAUCAUAAGGUUUCUUAUAGGAUAAUAUUGGCGGUUAUAGGUUCUGGUUUGGCUGUGUUCCUAUCGGUAACACUGGUGGUUUUUCUAUUCAUGAUGCGGGAGAGGCAAGAAAAGGCUGCUAAAGACGCGGGGAUCAUUGAAGACGAUAGUAACAACACACCUGUGAUAAUAUCGGGAAAUGUCUUUGUCGAGAAUCUCAGCCAAGCGAUAGAUUUUGAUUCCGUGGUGAAAGCGACCCUUAAGGAUUCAAAUAAGCUGAGCAGUGGGACUUUCAGCAUGGUUUAUAAAGCUGUGAUGCCUUCGGGAAUGAUAUUAUCAGUUAGAAAGCUGAAAUCAAUGGAUAGAACGCUCGUUCAUCAUCAGAACAAGAUGAUUCGAGAGGUGGAGAAGUUUGGGAAAUUGUUUCACGAGAAUCUGAUGAGACCAAUCGGAUACGUGAUUUACGAGGACGUCGCACUCCUUUUGCACCAGUACAUGCCAAACGGGACGUUAGCACAGUUCCUUCACAAUCCAGAUUACAAACCGGAUUGGGUGCAGAGACUUGGUAUAGCAAUAGGGGUGGCAGAAGGGUUGGCUUUCCUUCACAAUGUGGCGAUAAUUCAUCUCGAUAUAUCUUCUGGAAACAUCUUAUUGGAUGCUAACUUCAAGGCUUUGGUUGGAGAAGUAGAGAUCUCGAAGCUCUUGGAUCCCUCCAGAGGCACAGCUAGUAUAAGCGCGGUUGCAGGCUCGUUUGGCUACAUUCCACCAGAAUAUGCGUAUACGAUGCUAGUUACUGCGCCUGGAAACGUGUACAGUUAUGGAGUUAUAUUGCUGGAGAUUCUAACUUCAAGAAUGCCAGUUGAGGAGGUAUUUGGAGAAGGAAUGGAUCUAGUGAAAUGGGUUCAGACUGCCCCUGGUAGAGGAGAAACUCCAGAGCAAAUAUUGGAUGCAAGGCUUAGUACAGUCUCGUUUGGAUGGAGAAAGGAAAUGCUUGCGGCUCUAAAGAUCGCACUCAUUUGCACCGAUAGCACGCCUGCCAAGCGGCCAAAGAUGAAGAAGGUGGUCGAAAUGCUUCGAGAAAUCUCAGAAAACUGAUAUGAAUGAAUGAAGAAACCAAUUGCUUAUUAAAUAUGUCAUGGUGGGUAAUUGAGAUUUUGGUUUUAGAUGAGGAGAUUGAUGAAACUAUGUUACUAUUAUUAUUGAAAGCUCAAAUUUGACUCA